Molecule: messenger RNA, 3425 nt
Organism: Pantherophis guttatus
Lineage: Eukaryota; Metazoa; Chordata; Lepidosauria; Squamata; Colubridae
Gene: JUP
Product: junction plakoglobin
Biological process (GO): cell adhesion
Molecular function (GO): cadherin binding
Source: RefSeq, a predicted model, not a curated record
UGGGCUCUGCCAAGCUCGCUGUUCACUCCCAUUGUUCGCUGGGUCGAGUCACUUGGAGCGGGGCGGAGUGGAGAGAGGCAGUCAAGGCGGUGGCGACGGGGCCAGCAGAAUAGCCAUGGAUAUGAUGAACAUAAUAGAUCAACCCAUCAAGGUGACAGAAUGGCAGCAAACAUACACCUACGAUUCAGGUAUCCAUUCUGGAAUGAACACCCAGGUGCCAUCAGUGAGCAGCAAGGGCUUGAUGGAUGAAGAUGACCUUUAUGGCAAGCAGUACACCAUUAAGAAAACUACUACUUACAGCCAACCUGGAUCAGGGCAGGCCCAGACUCAAGCGGAAUUGGAGUCCCAGCUUGCAAUGACCCGUGCCCAGCGCAUCCGGGCGGCCAUGUAUCCAGAAACAACUGAAGACCACACUCUUCUACUGACUACCCAAGUUGAGGGGCAGCAGACAAAUGUACAACGAUUGGCUGAACCCUCUCAAAUGCUCAAGUCAGCCAUUGUGCACCUCAUCAACUACCAAGAUGAUGCUGAACUAGCCACUCGUGCUAUCCCUGAACUCACCAAACUGCUGAAUGAUGAAGAUCCGGUGGUAGUCAGCAAAGCAGCCAUGAUUGUGAACCAGCUAUCUAAGAAAGAAGCCUCACGCCGGGCUCUUAUGCAGUCUGCUCAAAUUGUUGCUGCUGUGGUGCGCACCAUGCAAAACACCAGUGACCUGGAUACAGCCCGCUGCACUACCAGCAUUCUCCACAACCUGUCUCACCAUCGUGAAGGGCUGCUGUCCAUCUUUAAGUCUGGGGGUAUCCCAGCCCUUGUGCGUAUGCUUAGCUCUCCAGUGGAGUCAGUCUUGUUUUAUGCCAUCACUACUCUUCACAACCUACUGCUGUACCAGGAAGGUGCCAAGAUGGCUGUUCGCCUUGCUGAUGGUCUUCAGAAGAUGGUCCCCUUGCUGACAAAGAAUAAUCCUAAAUUCUUGGCUAUCACCACUGAUUGCUUGCAGCUGCUUGCCUAUGGGAACCAAGAAAGCAAACUCAUAAUUUUGGCCAAUGGAGGUCCCCAAGCUCUUGUUCAAAUUAUGCGAAGUUACACCUAUGAGAAACUUCUGUGGACUACUAGCCGUGUCCUCAAAGUCCUGUCUGUCUGCCCCAGCAACAAGCCAGCCAUUGUGGAAGCUGGUGGUAUGCAAGCUUUGGGAAAGCACCUGACUAGCUCCAGUCCAAGACUUGUGCAGAACUGUCUGUGGACUCUAAGAAACCUCUCAGAUGUGGCCACAAAGCAGGAGGGUCUUGAUGGUGUCCUGAAGAUUCUGGUCAACCAAUUAAGUUCAGAUGAUAUCAAUGUGCUGACCUGUGCCACUGGUACCCUCUCCAAUUUGACUUGCAACAACAGCAAGAACAAAACCCUGGUGACUCAGUCAAAUGGAGUUGAAGCCCUCAUACACACUAUUCUCCGAGCUGGAGACAAAGAAGACAUCACUGAGCCAGCUGUGUGUGCUCUGAGGCACCUCACCAGUCGGCAUCCAGAGGCUGAAAUGGCACAGAACUCUGUGCGGCUUAACUAUGGAAUUCCUGCCAUUGUUAAGCUGCUUAAUCAGCCCAACCAAUGGCCACUCAUCAAGGCUACAAUUGGCCUCAUCCGUAACCUGGCUUUAUGUCCAGCCAAUCAUGCCCCCCUACAAGAAGCUGCUGUCAUCCCUCGCCUUGUUCAGCUACUGGUAAAAGCUCACCAAGAUGCUCAACGUCAUGCAGCUGCAGGCACACAGCAACCAUACACAGAUGGGGUAAAGAUGGAAGAAAUUGUGGAAGGCUGCACAGGUGCACUACACAUUUUAGCCCGAGACCCCAUGAACAGAAUGGAAAUCUUCCGUCUAAAUACCAUUCCUCUCUUUGUGCAGCUCCUAUAUUCUCCAGUGGAAAACAUCCAGCGUGUGGCAGCCGGCGUACUGUGUGAGUUGGCUCAGGAUAAAGAGGCGGCUGAUGCCAUUGAUGCAGAAGGUGCCUCAGCACCAUUGAUGGAGCUUCUGCAUUCCAGAAAUGAGGGCACAGCUACAUAUGCAGCUGCUGUGCUGUUCCGCAUCUCAGAAGACAAGAACCCAGACUAUCGGAAACGUGUCUCUGUGGAACUCACCAACUCACUCUUUAAACAUGACCCUGCUGCUUGGGAAGCUGCCCAGAGUAUGAUACCCAUUCAUGAACCAUAUGCAGAUGAAUUGGAUGGAGGAUACCGUGGCAUGUAUUCUGGGGAAAUCCCUAUGGACCCCAUGGACAUGCACAUGGACAUGGAUGGAGACUACCCCAUGGAUACAUACAGCGAUGGUGUGCGAGCACCUUACCCAGACCACAUGCUCGCCUAAUAUGUCCCUUGGACAUGUUGGGCAGGACUCAAGCAGAUGUUUCCUUAACACAGAAGAGGGCAGCCCCAGUGCUCAAGUUCUGGGCGUUCAGGAGACAGAAGUGCCUGAGAAAGAUGAUGACAAAUUUCUUCCUUUCCCUUUGAGGCGGUUUUUAUUUUCAUGUUUCCCUCCUGUGGGCUUAUGGGAGUGAUUCCCAGUCCAUAAUCUGUGCUGCAGCUAACAACAUUGUAAUAUUAGCAGUCAGCUAUUUUUUCUGCUCUUUCCCGCAAUAUUCUUUGUUAACAUUCACUAUAUUUUUUUCUUGCAAAUUGGAGCAUUAUCCUUAAACUGCCAUGGAAUCCUGAUAAGUACUUUUAAACCUAUACACUAAAACUAACACACACUGAUAGUACAAUGUAAGAGAGAGAGAAAUGCAUACAUAGAUUGUGUGUUUGGUGUAGAGUUUUUCUUUUAAUAGGAUUGUAUUUGCUUCUUUGUAUUUUUAACACAAAUCAGAACUAAAUCAAAGGAAGAGAAAAUGAGAAUAUUUCUAUUCUGCCCCUCUCAUUUUUUAUUUAACUUUUUAAAAAUAAAACAGAAUCAGCCAUUGGGUGUAAAUUCACCAAGAAAUAAACAGCUUUGCAUUUGUCCAGUUUUUUCCUUUUUUUUUUUUUUUUUAACCCAACAGGUACAUCUGUGGAUUUGAGACCAUAAUCCAAACAGGUUUUUAAUUUGCUGUAUAAACUGGAAUAACUAAAAAAAAUUAGGUAAACACUCUUCCUGCUCACCAGACCACCUUUUUCAUAUUUUUAAUCCAGUCCCCCUUUUUGUUCCCUCCCUUUCUCGCAAUCUUCCUGGUGAUUGGCGUGCUCUCUUCUUCCUCCUAUUCCCUUGCUCCUUCUAAUGCAUUUUUUAAAAGCAGCUCUCAAUGUGAUGGCUUGAGGCUUCCACUGGAAAAGGGAUCGAUGUAGCUGCAAUUGUACUUUAGAACAUUUUAUUAUUAUUUCUCUGAGGGAUAUAUUUUUUUUUUUUUGUAUAGACCAAAGCUAAAGAAAAACCAACAAAAACAAAUAAAAUUUUAAACCUAAACUUGCAA